Culicoides brevitarsis is the source of this 1546-nucleotide messenger RNA. RefSeq names its product transmembrane protein 53-like. The record is from RefSeq and is a predicted model, not a curated record. Lineage: Eukaryota; Metazoa; Arthropoda; Insecta; Diptera; Ceratopogonidae. The transcript is spliced from 3 exons. The coding region runs from base 277 to 1263 and encodes 328 amino acids.
GUUUCCUUGUCAUCCUCGUUGUCAAUCACACACACGAAAAGUGAGAAAAUUUUCCGACUUUACCGGUUACAAUGCAUUUCCGCGAUCACAAGAACUGAUAUCGCACGUUUCCGGUAACGCGUUUUCCUCGUUCACGUCGUCAUCCACGCAAUUAUCGCCUGCAACGCGUGUGACACUCGCCAGGAUAACGAAAAACAAAAAAUCGAAAAUUAUCGAUUAACUUUCGUCCAUUAACUUUUCACCGUUUUUUCUUCGUUGGCGCAAGGAGCAGAGGCAAUGUCUGCUCAAAAAAUCGACGAUACGAUAGAGGAAGAUUCGUUGGAGUUUUAUAUCAAGUUUCCGUCGAGUGACAAGACAAUGCAGGAGAAUGCCUAUUCGUAUGCAACGACGGCGGAAGUUACUUCGGUCGCUGCGAGAAAUCAGCUGGCACGCGCCAGCGAUGUCGAUGACGUGGAUUUAGUGUUUGACGAACGUGGAAAUACGCCAAUUGUGCUUUUGCUUGGAUGGGCAGGAUGUCAGGACAAAUAUUUGCAGAAAUAUUCCAAGAUUUACGAGGAUCGAGGAUUAAUAACAAUUCGUUACACCGCUCCCAUUUCAAAGUUAUUUUGGCGCCGUUCCGAGAUGUCCGUUAUCGGCGAAAAAAUUCUAAAGUUGAUUUAUGACAUGAAUUUCGACAGUCAUCCGAUAAUAUUUCAUGUUUUUUCCAAUGGCGGUGCCUAUUUGUAUCAACAUAUUUCGUAUUCUAUCCGGAAUUCGCAUCAACCCGUGCAAAUACGCGGCAUGAUAUUUGACUCGGCGCCCGGAGAUCGGAGAUUUAUGGGACUUUAUCGUGCAUUGAGAGUCAUUUUGGGCAAAGAUAAGCCUUGUGGGCAUGUAAGAUCGGCAAUUGUGAGUGUCGUGUUGAUUUGUUUGUGGAUUGUCGAAGACUCGUAUCGAUGUUUUAAGCGUCUUUUUUAUCCGGGAGUCGAAAUACAGGGAUCUAAUCCGUUGUAUACGUUAAUGAACGAAGAUACUUACUAUCCGCAAUUAUUUUUGUAUUCGAAGGAGGAUGAUAUCAUUCCAUAUUAUGACGUCGAAAAAUUUGCCAAGCACCGCGAGGAACGCGGCGUACCCGUACGAAAAGUUUGUUUCCCCAAUUCUCCCCACGUGAAACAUUUCACCGUGCAUCCGCAGUAUUACAUUGCCACAAUUUGCAAAUUUAUCAAUGAAUGUUUAUCCUCUGCCUACGACGGAUGCACCAAAAUUUUAAGCAAAGUAGAUUAAGCUAAAAAACACAAACAACAAAAAAAAAAUGUUAAUGGCCUUUUCACACAUUUCCCAAAAAUUUUCCUUACACUUCAAUUAAUUAAUUAAAAAUGAUAUUUAACCCAAACAAUUUAUCGCACAGGAGAAGAUCCAGCAAUAAUAAAAUGUAAUUGAACUUGCACAUUGUAUAUGUUAACUAAUUAGAGUGAAGUUUUUCAUCAAAAAAGAAAAAUAUGAGAAUUUUAACAAAAAAAUCACACACAAGCUUAUUAAAUAUGUAUUAGCGUCAAGUUCACAAAAA